AUGCAGCUCAACACCUCCUCCUCUCCCUCUCCUCCUCCUUCUCCUCUCCCGGUAACCCUGAGCUCUCCGGACGGCGGCGGCUUCUUUCUGCUCAACCGGUCCGCUCACGGCUCCGUGUCGGGCGCCGGAGCUCCGUCGGCGGGAAGCGCAGCUCUCAUCUCCUCCAUCUACUCGGUGGUGUGCCUGGUGGGUCUCGGCGGGAACUCUAUGGUCAUCUACGUCAUCUUCCGGUACGCUAAGAUGAAGACGGCCACGAACCUGUACCUGCUGAACCUGGCGGUGGCGGACGAGCUGCUGAUGCUCAGUGUGCCGUUCGUGGUCACGGCCGCGCUGCUGCGCCGCUGGCCGUUCGGCACGGCGUUGUGCCGCCUCGUGCUCAGCGUGGACGCCAUCAACAUGUUCACGAGCAUCUACUGCCUGACGGUGCUCAGCGUGGACCGCUACAUCGCCGUGGUGCACCCGCUGCGGGCGUCUCGGUACCGGCGGCCCACAGUGGCCAAGCUGGUGAACCUGUGCGUGUGGAUGUUCUCCCUGCUGGUCAUCCUUCCCAUCAUCCUCUUCUCCUCCACCGCCCCCAACUCAGAUGGCUCGGUGGCCUGCAACAUGCAGAUGCCGGAACCCGAGCGGCGCUGGAUGGCGGUGUUCGUGGUCUACGCCUUCCUGAUGGGCUUCCUGUUCCCGGUGCUAGCGAUCUGCCUGUGCUACGUGCUGAUCCUGAGUCAGUUACGGGUGGUGGCGCUGCGGGCCGGCUGGCAGCAGCGCCGGAAGUCAGAGAGGAAGAUCACAGUGAUGGUGACGGUGGUGGUGUCUGUAUUCGUGGUGUGCUGGAUGCCUUUCCACGUGGUGCAGCUGGUGGGGGUCUUCCUGCAGCGUCACGACCCCACCCUCAGCCAGCUGGCCGUCGUCCUUGGUUACGCCAACAGCUGUGCCAACCCACUGCUCUACGGCUUCCUGUCUGACAACUUCCGCCGCUCCUUCCAGAGGAUCCUGUGCCUGCGCUGGAUGGAGGCCCCCGAGGAGCCCCUGGACUACCUGGACUAUUACAGCACGGCCCUGAAGAGCCGGAGACUCAGCCUGGAUCAGGAGCAGCAGGACCAGGAGCAGGACUCAGAGAACCUUUGGAGGUCCUGUCCCCUCCAAUCUCCAACUACAGGAUGUAGUCUGAACCCUGCUGACACCCCUGAGAUUUAGCCCAGACUGUUUUAAUGUUGUGGUCCUGCUGGAGCUCAAGUUUUACUUUUUGUAUCUACAUAGUCAUGAGACAAGAGACAUUUGUCUCAUCAUCUGUCCAGGUCCAUGAGGCUCCAGAAGGAUGUCCAUAGCCAAACAUUUAUGACCUCAUGGACCAAACAGGGAUAGUUCAGUGACAUUCUUUCAUCAUUUGUCUGUUGGUAAAGUCGUAGAUAAAGUUUGAGUUCAGAUCUGUGAUCAGCUGUUGUUGGACCAGAGACCAGAUUCCUACGUCCUGUUCCUAAAUCCCACAGUUUUACUGCUGAGGACCUGAAGCUGGAGUUUGACUCUUCCGUGUUUAACGAGCUGUGAUCAGCUGUUUCUCUCACAUUUAAAAAAUCACCUCCUUUUGAAGACAUUUCCGUUUAUAACUGAGUCUCAGAAACCUGAGACUUGUAAAAUGAACCUGUCAGUGUGGUGAGAGAACCGAGUCUGUACACUGAAGAAUCAGAGACAGAGAGAAAAGAAAAAAGCUUUCCAGGACUGAAACUACUCAAUUUAUUUCAUAAAAAGUCAAUUUUUCCAGAAGCUGUGGUUCCUGUAAGGACGUUUGGCAAAUAAAAGCUUUUCACGUUAUUUUAUCAUACUUACAUAAGACCAAAUAAUUCCAUUCUACAACAAACUUGUCAGGUUAUUUCACAAAAUCAGCAGAUCUCAUUCAAACAAACCAUUUGUUGUAAAAUGAACAGCUGGUUUGUUAUUACACCUCCAUCUCAUCUGAGGAGACAUGUAUGUCAUGUGACUGAUAACCAUGUAACAGGACGUGUUGACAGUUGGCACCGUGUUUCCUCUCGUUCUGUUAGUGUGAUGAGUUUUUUUAUAAUGACAGAACUUUCUUGUUUAAAUACUUUGUUUUUUUGUAACAGUGAGAAAAUGAUGGAAUGUGAAAACUAUCUUGUUUUAACCUGAAAAGGAAAAACUUUCUGGUUACACUGAGAAAAUGAGGAAAAAGUUGUGAUGGUGGCAGCGAUACGAUGCUUUUAUUUAUCCAUCCAUCCAUUUAUCUAUGAUGUUAUGGGAGAUGUGUAAACCCGACACCAUGGCGAAUGAACAAAUCCUAAACUGAUCCAGUAUCAGCAAGUCAACUGUUUGAUCAGGUUUCUCAUUUAUUAUUGUUUAUUAUAACAAAGCAAUAAUCAGUCACCUUUGAAGUAAAUAUAAAG
Messenger RNA from Toxotes jaculatrix (banded archerfish), 2393 nucleotides. It is a transcript of the gene sstr1a, whose product is annotated as somatostatin receptor 1a. Bases 1 to 1191 code for a protein of 396 amino acids. Gene Ontology annotation, biological process: neuropeptide signaling pathway; cellular response to estradiol stimulus. The transcript has a single exon. Gene Ontology annotation, molecular function: somatostatin receptor activity; neuropeptide binding. Gene Ontology annotation, cellular component: neuron projection; membrane. The record is from RefSeq and is a predicted model, not a curated record. Lineage: Eukaryota; Metazoa; Chordata; Actinopteri; Toxotidae.